This is a messenger RNA of Abrus precatorius (Indian licorice), 1449 nucleotides long. Its product is annotated as endoglucanase 13-like. Gene Ontology annotation, biological process: carbohydrate metabolic process. Bases 1 to 1449 code for a protein of 482 amino acids. The record is from RefSeq and is a predicted model, not a curated record. Gene Ontology annotation, molecular function: hydrolase activity, hydrolyzing O-glycosyl compounds. Lineage: Eukaryota; Viridiplantae; Streptophyta; Magnoliopsida; Fabales; Fabaceae. The transcript has 5 exons.
AUGGCAUUAAGCAGGGUCUUUAUCUUUGUUGUCCUUUUCUGUUCUUCUCAAAUUCGCAAUGUGGUCUCCGCUGAUUACCAAAUGGCGCUCAAAAAAUCUUUGUUGUUUUUCGAGGGUCAACGUUCAGGGAAGUUGCCUCCCAAUCAGAGGGUAAACUGGCGAGGAGAUUCAGGGCUCACCGAUGGCCAUGAUGCUAAUAUUGACCUAACGGGUGGGUACUACGAUGCUGGGGACAACCUGAAGCUAGGGUUUCCAUUGGCGUUUACGAUAACGAUGCUUGCAUGGAGCACAAUAGAGUUCAAGGAUGAACUGGCACGGCAAUCAGAGCUAUCAAAUGCACUGAAUGCCAUAAAAUGGGGAACAGAUUAUUUGAUGAAAGCACACCCAGAAGCUAACGUAUUGUAUGGUGAAAUUGGUGACCCUGAUUCAGACCAUUCGUGUUGGGAAAGGCCAGAGGACAUGGCAACGCCGCGCAACUCCUAUCGGAUCGACGAUGAGCAUCCAGGCUCUGAUCUUGCUGCUGAAACUGCCGCUGCUUUGGCUGCUUCUUCCAUAGCUUUUCGAUCUGUUCACAAACCAUAUGCAUCCCAAUUGCUACGACAUGCAAUUCAAUUGUUUGACUUCGCACGCAAUCAUCAAGGCGUGUAUUCAAAUAGCAUCCCACAAGCACAGAAAAUAUAUUCCAGCAGUGGAUAUCAGGACGAAUUGCUAUGGGCAGCAGCUUGGCUUCAUCGUGCGAGCGAGAGGGAGACAUACCUUGAUUACUUGCAAGAAUCGAACAACCCUGGCGGUGUCAGAACAGUGUUUAGUUGGGAUGACAAGUACGUGGGUGCGCAUGUUCUUGCCGCAAAGCUUGUUUUGGAAGGAAGAGUGAAGGCCUCGGGGAUCUGGGAUCAGUACAAGGCAGAGGCUGAGAAAUUCAUAUGCUCCUGUGCUCAGAAAUCAAGCCAGAAUGUUGAAAAAACCCCAGGGGGUCUGUUAUGGUUUUUGCCAUGGAACAAUAACCAAUAUGUUUCUACUGCUACGUUUGUAAUGUCAGUUUAUUCCAAAUAUUUAUCUUCAAAAGGCGUGUCCCUCCACUGUGAUGAAACCGUUGUUACUCCUUCUGAUCUCACCUCUCUUGUCCGAUCUCAGGUGGACUACAUAUUGGGUUCUAACCCCAAAAAUAUGAGUUACAUGGUGGGAUAUGGGUCAAAUUAUCCGCAACAAAUUCAUCACAGAGGAGCAUCAAUAGUAUCAAUAAAAAAAGAUAGCGCACCAGUAACAUGUCAAGAAGGGUUUCAGGCGUGGUUCAAUAAGAACGCACCAAAUCCUAAUAUACAUGAAGGUGCAGUUGUGAGCCCAGAUCAAAAUGAUAAUUACCAAGAUAGUAGGAAUGAUUUCCAGCUUGCCGAGCCAACAACUGUUAGUGUUGCCCCUUUAGUGGGUGUUUUUGCUCAUUUAGCUUAA